Molecule: messenger RNA, 387 nt
Organism: Caenorhabditis bovis
Lineage: Eukaryota; Metazoa; Nematoda; Chromadorea; Rhabditida; Rhabditidae
Source: the annotation of a GenBank genome assembly
AUGGACGACCUCAUCCAGGGCGUCGUCGUCACCGUCAAAGCGCUCAUCCUCGUCGUCGUCUCAAUUGUGAAGAGCUGCCUUCCCAACGGUGUGCUUCCGCGAAAAUCCGUUCGAGGUCAAAAUGUUCUCAUCACAGGCUCUGGAAGCGGUCUGGGUCGUCUCAUGGCCUACGAGGGACGCAAUCAAUCAAAAAUGUGUAAACAAAAAAUCAAUAUAGGCAAUUUUCAGUUCGGCAAUCUCGGCGCCAAUCUCAUUUUGUGGGACAUCAACGAGAAUGGCAACCAAGAGACAUUGGAGCAUUUAAAGGCGCACGGGGUUGAGGUAAGCGUCGUCGCGGGACCUACAAUCGACAAGAAUUUGUUAGUUGAACAUUUUUUUGUCGUUUAA